AGUUAUAUAUAUGCUGACCACUGCUUCCCUUAUAUAUAACCAUUCAAGCGAUUCAGUGUUUCACCUUAUAGAUCAUUUACUAAACUGCUAGUUGAAAAGCUUGCAGAGUGUUGAGUCUCUUUGAAUUGAAGCUAUGGUUUCACUUCAAACACCCACCUCUCCAAAUGGAAGAAAGAUUGCAAUCCCAGAGCUUGAUGUUUCAUCCAAGAAAAGAAAGUGGGAUGAUGAGCCUGCACAAAUAACUGAAGGGAUUUUCGAGAAAAUAUCAAAACCACCUGAAAUCACAAAAUCCUUCUUUGAAACAGAGCUGCAAUUUGAGACUCCAUUGCCUUCGGAGUGGCAACGAUGCCUCAAUAUUCAGUCAGGACAGAUACACUUCUAUAAUACGAGAACGCAGAAGAGAACAACCAGAGAUCCAAGGAGAAGCCCUGAGCCACCAAGUCCUGGUCAUAUGAGCUUAGACCUUGAGCUAAACCUGCAGCCAUGCGAGUCACAAAGGAAAAACAACGAAAACAACCACAAUAAAAAGCAUAAUUUUGGUAGCUCCAUACAGGGUUUGGGCGAUUUGUUCAUGGAUUCAAGUAAAGGUAACAACACUUCGAAAGGGCUUAAGCGAUCUCCGUCCUGGUUAGCAUUCGAAGGAGAUGAUGGGGAAGAGAUGAUAGCUACUGUAUGCACAAGGUGCCACAUGUUGGUAAUGCUUUGCAAGUCAUCUCCAUCUUGCCCUAACUGCAAAUUCAUGCACCCACCUGAUCAGAAUUCACCUAAGCUAUUCAAGCAAAGGCUUAGUCUCUUGUGCUAAGGGGCUAAAUCACUAAGGUAUAUGUCUAAGUUUUAGGAUUAGUUCACUUGUUGACGAUGAAAUUCACUAUCCUGGCCAGGUUAGAUCUUGAUUAAGUUUUAUUCUGAUUUGUAUUAUAUUCAAUCUUUAUAAUUGAAAAAUGACUGAUA
Manihot esculenta (cassava) is the source of this 951-nucleotide messenger RNA. RefSeq lists its product as uncharacterized. Bases 134 to 802 code for a protein of 222 amino acids. The record is from RefSeq and is a predicted model, not a curated record. Gene Ontology annotation, molecular function: protein binding. NCBI's taxonomy places the organism in Eukaryota, Viridiplantae, Streptophyta, Magnoliopsida, Malpighiales, Euphorbiaceae. The transcript has 2 exons.